This is a messenger RNA of Anisakis simplex (herring worm), 224 nucleotides long. NCBI's taxonomy places the organism in Eukaryota, Metazoa, Nematoda, Chromadorea, Rhabditida, Anisakidae. The record is from the annotation of a GenBank genome assembly.
GUAAUACAAUAACUGAUUUUAUGGACUUGGAGCGAGAACGAGGUAUCACAAUUCAGUCAGCUGCAAUUUCGUUGUUCUGGCGUCAGAAUCGUAUCAACUUAAUCGAUACACCUGGUCAUGUUGAUUUUACACUCGAGGUUGAACGAUGUGCGCGUGUUUUGGACGGUGCAAUUACGGUAUUGGAUGGAUCGGCUGGAGUUCAAGCACAAACCAUAACUGUUUGG